This is a messenger RNA of Hippocampus comes (tiger tail seahorse), 3852 nucleotides long. RefSeq lists its product as uncharacterized. Gene Ontology annotation, biological process: regulation of DNA-templated transcription; circadian rhythm. Gene Ontology annotation, molecular function: DNA binding; DNA-binding transcription factor activity. Lineage: Eukaryota; Metazoa; Chordata; Actinopteri; Syngnathiformes; Syngnathidae. Gene Ontology annotation, cellular component: nucleus. The record is from RefSeq and is a predicted model, not a curated record.
AAUCAGGGGGUGGGGGGAAGAGCGACUGAUAAAAGGCAGUCAUACUGGUUUGGUAGCAAACCUUGUCUUUCGCCCCUAGUUAUGAAGAAAACAGGUGUGAGUAAACAAGUGCUGCGGCAUUGGGAUUACACAAGCUUCAAGGUUGCAUAGUUUUGUUUUGUUCCUCCCUCGCUGUUAGAUGAUGUAACAAAUUCAUCGUGUUCCGUCUUAAGUAGAAUGAUGCAGUAACCUGAUGCUCACAUUUAAUAGCAACGGCAUUCAAGUCGGAUCCUCAGGGAGACCCGAAGUAGACAGCCUGACCUACAUCUUCUGUACGACACUGUGAUGAGAAGCGCUGUGGCCUGACAUGCUCCGCAGCUGUGCAGAACAUUUGGGAAGACAUCAGUAAACUCCAGUUCACCUGCCGAGAGACUCCACAGACUUGCGGUGCGCCAAGAAAACCAAACAACUUGAAACACAGGCGUGAUCAUUUUUUUGACGGAUUGCUUGUUGAGAAAAUAAGUUCAAUGUCUAAGGUGUUCAUGGAGUUCCACCUGUUUUUAAUCUUCUUGGCUAAUUUGGACACUUGAAUAUUCUGAUCGAGUAAACAAUUGGCAAGAGAAAUCAAUGAGGCUCUCUCUUAGAUGUGAAGUCUUUGCUGAUCCCGCAACAUAGUGGCAAUAGUUGCAUCACAAAGUCUUGUUAUACCUGUGCAUCUUUCCCGACACACUUGCUCUAUUUCCACUCUGGCCUUUGCUUGGAAAAAUGGAAAACCUGAAUCUACACAUCUCAACCACCAGCAACAAAAAUGCCAUGGAGGUGGACAGUUUUACUUCCUACAGCGAUCUCCCAUCCCCUCUUCCUGAGGGCGGGGCACGGGCCAGCCGCCAGGCUAAAGGUUCCAAGCCUACUGUGGCAUCUCGCCGCAAGCGGGAGUUCAUCUCUGAUGAGAAAAAGGAUGAUUCAUAUUGGGAAAAACGGAGGAAGAACAACGAAGCAGCAAAGCGCUCAAGGGAAAAACGUCGCCUGAAUGACAUGGUUCUAGAGAACCGGGUCAUGGCCCUGAAUGAGGAGAAUGUUCGUCUAAAAACGGAACUACUUCAGCUCAAGUUGCGCUUUGGACUCAUCACCACAGCGUCCUACAUGGAGAAAAGCCAGCACCUCCCCUCAAGUAGCGGCUACUCCAGCGCAUCCCAGGUGAUGCUGAACUCAGACUCUUCGGAAACCGAACAGCCCAGCCGCGGUGAGCGCCACUCGGCGCUCCCCAAGUAUUCUCCCAGAGGAUCUGUGUCGGACUUGUCUGAUGGCUCCUCAAGGGACAGCCCCGAGCCUUUGGGCUACAGCAUAAAGAAGGAGCCUGCCAACAUGGAGAUGGCAAGAUUGGAAGGCACUGGACUCUCUGGUGGUAUAUCCAAUGGAUUGCCAAGCCGUGCUUACCAUGGCAUUCAUCCUGCUUUGAUGUCUCCUCAACAGCAGAGUACACAAUUGGCUGAAGCUGUCAUAGACUACCAGCAGCAGCAGCCGAGCCACAUGGAGGCCUCUACUUCCACUGCCCAGGCCACUUCUUCACAAAGGAGCGUCAUUCUGUAUCGUUCUAGCAGCGGGUGUUACCCCAUGGAGAGCCAGAGGCCAGAUGAGCAGCAGAGCAGGACGCAUUACGGCCAGCACUCCUCGAACUCCAAGUUCUCCGAAUGUUCAGUGACCAUCGCCGAGGUCGCCGAGAAGCUGGAGAGGACAAAGACGAUGGACUGUGAGCAGUACGAAUAUUCUGAGGAACUGCAGGCACAAUACAACAGCCAACAGCACGAGACCCACUACAGCUUUCGAGCUCAGGAGAACAGCCUUGAGCAAGCUGAGAGCCGGAACCCCUUUGCUCCCAAUCUGAUCCACAGUACCGAGGAGGGCAUGGCGGUGUUCUCGCAGCACAAUGGCUACCUCAACACAAUGGAUGAAGAGCCUCCAGUUCUCACCUAUGAGGGAGGCCCUAGAAGCGAUGGCUUCGACCAAGAGAAUUCCUCUGCUAAAGAUACGUCAUCUAGUGACGGGGACCCCCGGAGCUCCGACAAGGAGGCUUUGACCGAUGACGAAUCCCCCUCUUCAUCAUCCUCAGACAUUAGCAGCUACCACCAGAAAGCUUCGGCAACCACUGGGCCCCACGGAGAGUGCCAAGCUGAGGUCAAAGCGACUGCCCUGCCCCACAAGCUGCGCCUCAAGAACCGAGCAAUGUCCACCGGGGCGACAAAAGCACAGAUGGAGGUCUGCGUGGGCGUCUCCAUGUCCCCAUCCCCCACCCUGCCCCAGCACCCUUACCUGGCACUGCCAAGCAACUCUAACAGCAGCCAGGUCAGCAGAGAGGCAGAGAAUGAUGUGGAGUACACCGAGGAGGUCAGACCUCAGCCGGAUGAGAGGUUGGACUCACAAAAGGCCGCCAGCAGUGGUUAGAGGCGCGUACAAUUUGGAGGUGCUCUAGUUUCUGCAACUACAGCCCCAUUCAUCUUGUCAGCAAAAAUGAGGCCUAGCUUGGAAAUUACUUCCAUCCACUUUCACUGUCACCUGUUUCCCUUUAUUCUCUCCUACCUCCCACAUGUCCCUCCAGUUCAAAUCACAUCACUCACUGAGGGAGGGAACAGAAUGAAAUAGUUUCAGUCUGAGCUACUUCUGGCCAGCGGACACAUUUAUUGUGGCAUUAUAAGAACAUUUCUUUGACCAAAGAAUAUUUGUUUUUCUUUAAUGUCACCUUUUGUUGGUACAGUAACGGCGUAUAUUGGUCCUCUUUGAAUAACAGUCAGUCCUUUUCACUUCAAGCACUUAGAUUGUAAAAUGUUGUGACAUUCAUUUGCAUCGAUGAGGUAUCUAAUUUGAAAAGAAAAUGUGGCAAAAAUAAUUUAAAAAAAUCUGUCGGAUGUAUAUGUCUUGAACUUUAAUGUGGUAAAUUGUUCAGACAAUUACAAAGCAAAUUCCUCCAAGAUCUAAAGCAGGGGUGCCCAAAUCUGGUGCUCGAGAGCCGCUAUUUCAAAUUCGGAAUCAGGCGUGUUGGAGGAGGGAGACAUCUAAAACAGGCUGGAUAGGGGGCUCUUGAGGACCAAACUUGGACACCCUGAUCUGAAACAACACACAUUUAGUUAUAUGGAUGACAUUGGUAUCGGUUUUGGGUGAUUUGAUCACUACAACACCAAAAGCGGCCCAAACAUUUGAGUCCCCUAACGGUCAAGGGUAUGCAGUCGUACGAUGUUGACAAGCACAAGGCGAGCCUUCCUGGCUGCAACAACAGAAUGGAUACAAUUUGUCGAAUAAAAAGAUGACUCACCCAUCCCAAACCAGGAAAGCUGCUCUGUUUUUCCUCAUAAGGUGCCUCUUUUCUUGUGUCGUCACAUUGGCCGACAAUUUAGCAAAGCCCGCUGUGCACUGAGUUUAAGCCGCCACACUAAAUCUGAAUCAUACAAUUUUUUUUCAAUAGUUUCCCUUCCAGGUGCCUGCCUCUGGCCACGAUGUAUAAAUGUAAAGUUGUCUUGAUCACUUGUAUACUGCGGUCACUAUUUUUAUUAAUAUUUUAUAUUUGGUUAAUAUUUUGUCUAUUACAUGUAAUUUUAUUGUCCUCUGUGUCAUUUUGCUCUCUGCUCUUCCCGGUUGUGCUGUGUAUUUGCUCAUGCAACCCCAUGCAACGAUUUGUACUCUGUGUUACUGUAUAACCAGUAUCGUUGGCCUAAACCUUGUGCGGAAAUGAGAACCCCCUAAAAGCCAAGCUUGUCCAUAAGUGAACAUGUUUGGCUCUACUUCACAUGGACAUGUGCAAUGGUUGAACAGAAAAAAAUGUGCUUUAUUUUGAUUGUAAAGGUUGAAAAUGGGGAAGAAUAAAAGGUUGUUGAAACAUCA